This is a messenger RNA of Penicillium antarcticum, 402 nucleotides long. RefSeq lists its product as uncharacterized. The transcript has 4 exons. The record is from RefSeq and is a predicted model, not a curated record. The coding region runs from base 1 to 402 and encodes 133 amino acids. Lineage: Eukaryota; Fungi; Ascomycota; Eurotiomycetes; Eurotiales; Aspergillaceae.
AUGAACACGAUCAGAUCUACCUGGGUGGGCUGGGGCGCCCUCUGUGUCGCCGGCGGCGGAGCCUACUACUUCGCAAAGCAAUCCAUUAACGCCGACCGCCAGUCCCGAUUCGACGCCGAGGUCAAGCGCAAGGCCCAAAUGAAGGCUAUGGAAGAAGAGCAUAAGCGCCAGGCCCUGUACGCGCCCAGACCUACUCCAAGCGACGAUGCCAGCCUAAAGCGAGCAAACAUGACCCGGCUGCAGAAUGCCGGUGACGACGUCGCCUCUCCCAGUACCGAAGCUUCCCACGACCCUGCGCCCACCCGUCACGAACCCUUGACUGAGGCCGACCGUGUUCUGGAGAAGGGCAAAUACGAAACGUCGACACCAUACCGACCUCCGGCCGGCAACCGGUUUAGCUGA